Messenger RNA from Episyrphus balteatus (marmalade hoverfly), 1399 nucleotides. Its product is annotated as actin-5, muscle-specific. NCBI's taxonomy places the organism in Eukaryota, Metazoa, Arthropoda, Insecta, Diptera, Syrphidae. The transcript is spliced from 3 exons. The record is from RefSeq and is a predicted model, not a curated record. Gene Ontology annotation, biological process: mitotic cytokinesis. The coding region runs from base 165 to 1295 and encodes 376 amino acids.
AUGACAUAGAAUCCAAUUGCAUAUAUUUAAAUUGUUCUAGACAUGCUGUAGUGAGUGUCAAAUAAAUUUAUUUAAAAGACAGCAAACUGACCAGAAUCAAAUCACUCUAGUCGCUACCCUCACGGAAUUCACAAGAAGUACGUUAAUCUCAAAAAACCGCCAAAAUGUGUGACGAUGAAGCAUCAGCUCUGGUUGUAGACAAUGGCUCCGGUAUGUGCAAAGCCGGCUUCGCUGGUGAUGAUGCCCCACGUGCUGUCUUCCCAUCAAUUGUUGGCCGUCCCAGGCAUCAAGGUGUCAUGGUUGGUAUGGGUCAAAAGGAUUCCUAUGUCGGAGAUGAGGCUCAGAGCAAACGUGGUAUUUUAACUUUGAAAUAUCCCAUCGAGCACGGUAUUAUCACCAAUUGGGAUGAUAUGGAAAAAGUUUGGCAUCACACUUUCUACAAUGAGUUGCGUGUUGCACCAGAAGAACAUCCAGUUCUAUUGACUGAAGCUCCACUCAAUCCCAAAGCCAAUCGCGAGAAGAUGACUCAAAUUAUGUUUGAAACUUUCAACUCACCUGCAAUGUAUGUUGCCAUUCAAGCUGUCCUAUCUUUGUACGCUUCCGGUCGUACCACUGGUAUUGUAUUGGAUUCUGGUGAUGGUGUUUCUCACACUGUACCAAUUUAUGAAGGUUAUGCUUUGCCACAUGCUAUCCUUCGUUUGGAUUUGGCUGGUCGUGAUUUAACUGACUAUUUGAUGAAAAUCUUAACCGAGAGGGGUUAUUCUUUCACAACUACCGCUGAGAGGGAAAUUGUUAGGGAUAUUAAGGAAAAGCUGUGCUAUGUUGCAUUGGACUUUGAACAGGAAAUGGCUACUGCAGCUGCAUCAACCUCUUUGGAGAAGUCAUAUGAAUUGCCUGAUGGUCAAGUUAUUACCAUUGGUAAUGAACGUUUCCGUACACCAGAAGCUCUCUUCCAGCCAUCAUUCUUGGGUAUGGAAUCUUGUGGUAUUCAUGAGACUGUCUAUCAGUCAAUCAUGAAGUGCGAUGUGGACAUUAGGAAGGACUUGUAUGCUAAUAAUGUACUUUCCGGCGGUACUACCAUGUAUCCAGGUAUUGCUGAUCGUAUGCAGAAGGAAAUCACUGCCUUGGCUCCUUCCACCAUCAAGAUCAAGAUCAUUGCACCACCAGAACGUAAAUACUCCGUAUGGAUUGGUGGUUCCAUCUUGGCUUCUUUGUCCACUUUCCAACAGAUGUGGAUUUCUAAGCAAGAAUACGAUGAAUCCGGCCCAGGAAUUGUUCACCGUAAAUGCUUCUAAGCUCUUACAAUUUUUUACAUCUUUAGCGGCAGCUUAUUUAAUAGCAACAACUAGUAACAUUAAGCUCACUCUGUUGUUUGUGCUUUGAACAUCAAAGAAACAAA